AUGACGAAAAUAUUCAUCAAGAAUGUUCGCGUCUUCGAUAGCCAGGUGAUCCGUGAAGCUGGAAAUGUCGUGUUCACUCGGUCCGCCGGCAAUAUCCAAGACCCCAUGGCCGAUGGCUCCGAGGCCGAGACGUCUGAUCACGUCGUCGACGGGCGUGGCUGCUCAUUGUUACCCGGCAUUAUUGAAGUUUACGCCAACAUCAAGGGUGCGAAUGCUGCUCUUGGUUCUUAUGCGAGCCAUGGAGUGACCACCGUUAUCGACCUGAGCAGCAAUACCCAGCAAUGCCAGGCUCUGCGAGUCUAUGCUGCCGGUAGGACGGGCCUGCCCACUUUCCUCACCUCUGGCACUGAGGCCACGUCUGCCAAGGACUGUCAACCGCAGCUGUACGACAGCUCGUACGAGUUCGUCAUCAGCACGCGCGAAGAUGCCGUGAGAUAUGUCUCGGCGAAAUCGAGCGGCCCGGACCGAGCAGACUUCAUCAAAGUCGCCGUCGACCCCCACUUGCCGACGGACGAGAUUCUUAAGACCAUUGUCGACACCGCUCACGCCCAUGGCAAGCUCACCAUCGCCCGCACCGCCGGCAAAUCAAGCUACGAACGCGCCAUGCUCGCCGGCUUCGACAUCUUUGCCCAUGCGCCGCUCGACGCGGCCCUGGACCCCGCCAUGGCGCGCGAGAUGGCCGCCCAGGGCAAGGUCUUCGUGCCGACGCUCGCCAUGAUGUGGAGGCGCGCGCUGGCCGAGAAGUCCGACACGUCCACCGCGACAACAACCACCGACACCGGUGAAAGGGACCGGCCGUCCGGCAUCCCCUCGCAGCGCCGCGGCGUCGGUGGUGGCGACGGCGCGGAGAGGGACCAAGACGAUGACUCUGCCGACCCGGGCUCGAGACAGCACACCGACCCGGGUGCCACCGUGGGCAGCGACUACGGCAACGCGACGGCUACCGUGCGCACGCUGCACGACGCCGGCGUCACCAUCUGCGCCGGCACGACGGCGAACCUGGUCCCGGGAGCCCAGAUCCCGUUUGGCGAGAGCUUGCACGAGGAGCUGCGCUUGCUCGUCGAAGCCGGCAUGUCGCGGCUCGACGCGCUGCGCUCGGCGACCUGCGUGGCUGCCAAGGCGUUCCGGCUCAGCGGCCGCGGAAUCAUCCGGAGCGGCCUCCGGGCCGAUCUUGUCCUCGUCGAGGGGAACCCGCUGGAAGAUAUCAAUGCGACCCGCAACAUCAGGAGGGUCUGGAUACAGGGGGAAGAGGUCGAUUCUGAGAAAAUUGCGGCAUGA
This is a messenger RNA of Colletotrichum graminicola M1.001, 1278 nucleotides long. Its product is annotated as amidohydrolase. Gene Ontology annotation, molecular function: hydrolase activity, acting on carbon-nitrogen (but not peptide) bonds. Lineage: Eukaryota; Fungi; Ascomycota; Sordariomycetes; Glomerellales; Glomerellaceae. The coding region runs from base 1 to 1278 and encodes 425 amino acids. The record is from RefSeq and is a predicted model, not a curated record. The transcript has a single exon.